CUCAAAGAUGGAAGUAAUGUUGGGGAUUGUUUUAGCCAUCACCAUUUUCACAACCAUGGCAGCAGUGGCUUCAUCGGCAGCAUCUCCCGUGACAUUCGUCUUCGGUGAUUCGUUAACAGAAGUAGGGAACAACAAUUAUCUGCAGUAUUCUCUUGCCAAGUCAAAUUAUCCAUGGUAUGGGGUGGAUUAUGCUGGUGGUCAAGCUACUGGGAGGUUCACUAAUGGAAGGACCAUUGGACAGUACACUUACGAUGAAUUUGUGGAACUAUUAAUCACCACAUUAGAGGGGCAAUUUACGAGGCUCUACCAACUCGGUGCUCGAAAGAUGGUCUUCCAUGGUCUCGGCCCCCUUGGCUGCAUUCCUUCUCAGCGGGUGAAAUCAAAGACAGGACAAUGCUUAAAGCGAGUGAAUGAGUGGGUGCUAGAAUUCAACUCCAAAGUACAAAAGCUCGUUGCCACUCUCAACAGGCGCCUCCCAAAAGCAAAACUCUCAUUUGCAGAUACAUACGGAGAUGUUUUUGACUUGAUCAACAACCCUACUGCAUAUGGUUUCAAGGUUUCUAAUACAUCGUGUUGCAAUGUGGACACAUCACUCGGAGGGCUAUGCUUGCCUAAUUCUAAAAUGUGUAAAAACCGGAAAGACUACGUAUUCUGGGAUGCAUUCCACCCUUCAGAUGCAGCAAACGCAGUUCUUGCUGAUAAACUCUUCUCAAGACUAUUUCCUCAGCCCCCUUCCCUUGCACCGGCACCUUCACACUGA
Molecule: messenger RNA, 760 nt
Organism: Prunus avium (sweet cherry)
Lineage: Eukaryota; Viridiplantae; Streptophyta; Magnoliopsida; Rosales; Rosaceae
Source: RefSeq, a predicted model, not a curated record